ACAACUGGGUCUACCCAUAGAAAACGCUACCGGGAACUAAGCAGCAUUCAUGAUUUCGACAAUACUGUACGGAGUUGGGAUGCAUUCUUCAAGAGCGCUUCGGCUGGAGUACAGCCCGGACUCGCUUACCAAAGCCCACCGAGUCUGACCUCAAGUGGCUAUACUUUACCGGCAAUAGAUAUAACCUCAACGACAGCUUUAGCGCAGACAUCAGAUGUGUCCGCUGUUGGGCACCGAGAUAUCGACGACCACUUGUCUGUUCAGGCUAUCAUCAGAUCUUAUCAGGUUCGGGGUCAUUUAGUAGCAAAGUUGGAUCCGUUAAGUAUAACGUCGGCGAAUAUCCAUUCGCCGCUACACUCUGGUACGCCCUCUUCCCCGCAAGUUGUGCUUAGAACUCACAAAUUAGUCUAUAACAGUCCAUACCUUAUUCGGGGCCACUAUUUCGCCAGUUUAGACCCCCUCAGCAUAAAUGUCACUAAUUUUGACAGAGACGGCGCUUGGCUUAAGGUUCAUAACUUGGAGGAGAAAGAUAUGGAUCGUCUCUUUAAGCUCCCGUCGACCACUUUUAUCGGUGGCGGAGAGUCUAUACUUCCGCUGAGGGAGAUAUUGAAGCGCUUAGAAGACGUCUAUUGCCAACACAUUGGCGUCGAGUAUAUGUUUAUCAAUAACUUAGAACAAUGCCAAUGGAUUCGUGAGAAGUUUGAAACCCCAAAAAUAACCCAAUUAUCGGUUGAGCAAAAGCGGACACUUUUAGCCCGAAUGACUCGUUCGCAUAAAUUCGAGGAGUUUUUGGCCAAAAAGUGGUCGUCAGAGAAGCGCUUCGGUCUCGAAGGCUGUGAAGUAUUGAUUCCAGCGAUGAAAGCUAUUAUCGACUACUCGAGUGAAGCGGGUAUUGAGAGUAUAGUAAUGGGAAUGCCUCACAGGGGAAGGCUUAACGUAUUGGCCAAUGUCUGUCGUAAACCACUCGAACAGAUCUUCGCUCAAUUCAGUAGUUUAGAGCCGGCGGAUGAGGGCUCAGGAGAUGUGAAGUAUCACUUAGGGAUGUCUCACGAGAGACUUAAUCGCGUCACUAAUAAGAACAUAAAGCUGGCGGUCGUCGCCAAUCCAUCACAUCUGGAAGCGUGUGAUCCUAUAGUCGAGGGGAAGACUAAAGCAGAACAGUUCUAUCGCGGAGACACUCAGGGAAAGAAAGUAAUGUCUAUUCUAUUACACGGAGACGCGGCCUUCGCUGGACAGGGAGUGGUUUACGAGACCUUUCAUUUGAGUGAUUUGCCCGACUAUUCAACGCACGGCACGAUUCAUAUUGUGGUCAAUAAUCAAAUUGGUUUUACGACUGAUCCUCGAGUCGCCCGUUCCUCUCCCUAUUGCACAGACGUGGCGCGUGUCGUAAACGCUCCCAUCUUUCACGUGAAUGCUGACGAUCCCGAGGCUGUGGUCUAUGUCUGCACUGUUGCCGCCGAAUGGAGAGCAAAGUUCGGCAAAGACUGUAUCAUUGAUUUGGUGUGUUAUCGCCGUAAUGGUCACAACGAAAUCGACGAACCAAUGUUUACCCAACCAUUGAUGUACACAAAGAUCCGAAAACAGGUGACGUGUUUGGAUCAAUACGCGCGCAAACUUGUCGAUGAAAACAGUGUUUCAGAAAGUUUUGUCGAAGAACUGAAUGAUAAAUACGAUGCGAUUCUGACGGAAGCGUAUAAGAAUGCGGAGAAGGAGGUGAAGAUGUAUAACAAAGACUGGUUGGACUCCCCGUGGAGUGGCUUCUUCGGCACCAGAAGUGAAUUGAAAUGCGAUCCGACCGGUGCUCCGGAAGAAGUGCUCAAACAUAUUGGCACUCAAUUCAGUACUCCUCCGCCCGGAAACUUCAAAAUACAUCCCGGAAUCAAAAGAAUUCUGAAGUCGAGGUUAGAGAUGAUUGAAAACCGAUCCGUCGAUUGGGCUCUCGCGGAGGCCAUGGCUUUUGGUUCACUACUGAAGGAAGGAAUUCACGUCAGACUUAGCGGUCAAGACGUCGAGAGGGGAACUUUUAGUCACAGACACCAUGUCUUACAUCACCAGACAAUUGACAAAACAACGUAUAGACCUCUUUGUCACUUAUAUCCAGAUCAGGCGCCGUAUACCGUAUGCAACAGUUCUUUAUCCGAAUAUGCAGUCCUUGGCUUCGAGUUAGGCUUCUCUAUGACUAAUCCGAACGCAUUGGUUAUAUGGGAGGCACAGUUCGGUGACUUCUUCAACACCGCUCAGUGUAUUAUCGAUCAGUUCAUAAGCAGUGGUCAGGCGAAGUGGGUUCGCCAGAGCGGACUCGUCUUAUUACUACCGCAUGGUAUGGAAGGCAUGGGUCCCGAACACAGCAGCGCUCGACCCGAACGCUUCUUACAGCUCGUCAACUCUGAAUCGGAACAAUUUCCCGUAAACUCACAAAUUGAUGAGGACUUUACGAUGAAGCAAUUGCAUGACAUCAACAUGAUCGUGGCCAAUUGCAGUACACCCGCCAGUUAUUUCCAUAUAUUGCGGCGACAAAUAGCCCUUCCCUUCAGAAAACCCCUGAUUAUAUUUUCGCCGAAAUCACUUCUUCGACACCCGGAAGCGAAAUCCAGUUUUGAUGAGAUGACUGCCGAAACACAGUUUUCGCCAAUUCUUCCCGAUUCAGGUCCGGCGGCGAACAACACACAGAACCACUAA
Medioppia subpectinata is the source of this 2679-nucleotide messenger RNA. Lineage: Eukaryota; Metazoa; Arthropoda; Arachnida; Sarcoptiformes; Oppiidae. The record is from the annotation of a GenBank genome assembly.